ACGCUUCAAAGUAUAGUCAAAAUACCCAAUCAUAAGUAAUAUUCAGGAGGACAGUUUAAACUUUUUCAGUAAAUUUCAGGUACCUUCGUGAUGACACAUUUUAAGCAAACGUUGCAAAUACCACCAUCGACUCAGAUGCCAACAACUACGCAACCGCCAACAAAGGAGUUUUGCACCAAAACGACUCCCCCCGCUGUGUAUACCAUAUGUACGUGGGAUGUAAAGAUAGACAAUAUAGUUUCCGGAAUAAUACACAGUACAGGACAAUGGGAGACGCAUAUAACACGAAAACUGUAUAAUGUUCUAAAGCAAGAUAGAAAUAUAACAUUUAUUGAUAUUGGUGCUAACAUUGGAUAUUUUAGUUUACUCGCUGCUUCAGUAGGACAAACGGUGGUUUCAGUAGAGCCAUGGAACGAGAAUAUAGAUAAGUUACGAAUUUCUAUUCGAAAAAACAUAUUUGAAGGCAAGAUUACUAUUUUGAAUAACGCUGUUUCAAAUGAUCGGCGAGUGAUACAUUUCCAUGCACCAUACAAGAAUAACCUAGGAGCUACAAGAUUGUUGCCUGAUCCAACUAAGACUGAUAUCAAUGUUUUCUCAGCUACGACUAUUAUUUUAAACGACCUGGUAAACUACAUCCAUACUAAAGAUAUCGUCAUUAAAAUAGACAUAGAAGGUAAUGAAUGCAGAGCACUAGAGAAGUCGAAUGAAAUAUUUGAUAAAUUCAAUGUUUUAUUCAUAUCUAUGGAAUGGGUCGUGAUGAAGAACUUUGAAUAUGAAAUUGACACCGCUUGUUCACGGAAAAAUAUAGAGCAAAUGGUGGAAUUUUUGACAAAACAGAACUUUGUGCCUUUCGGGUUUUCCAAUAAUUUACCACUUAAUCCUGAAGAAAAUAAAAAAUGGACAGAAGUCGACGUAUACUGGAAACCAAGAAAUGCAGAAAGUUAAAAACAAAGUUUGCUUACAAAAGCUUAGCUGAGAAAUUUAAAAACUUUCAAAACAACUUAAGAAUUCAAAAUCAUAUUGUAUUUUUUUAUACGAAGAUUAUCAAAAAACAGUAAGUGCAGAGUUCUUACAAUUCAUCUCAUUUUAGCACAAAGAAUAUUAAUUGAAUCUGUGUUAUCAGUGUUAUCAAGAUAUUUAUGACUUUGCAGAAAGAACUAGAUGUGUGUUCUUCCGAUUACAAAAGAUAUAUGCAACACAACUUUUAAGCAUACUGAAUAUUUUUCACUUAGUCCAAGACCAUAACUCUGACCUGUCUCAGUAAAAUCCAACCAGAACACAAAUUGCACAACUUCACAGGCUAUCCAACAAUCCUUUAUUAUGUUUUAUUAGUCUAGGUCACAGGGUAUAUAUACAGAAAAAAAUAGCUAACCGCAUUUGCUAGUUUUCCAAUAUCUUUGUAAAUUCUGUAAAUACAAAUUUGAAAUUUAGCAUACUUUUAGAACAAACUGUUGUUAAUAAAAUAAUAAAAUAUUCAAAAAUAUUAAGUGACGCCAACAUAUAAAUUCUAUUCAAUUUACUAACUCACCUCAUUUGUAAAAAAGUCACAAAAACACAUAAAAGCUGUGUUUUAGUGAACAAGUGAAUACUAUUUGUAAGAAUAAGAACUGUUCAUAUUAACAUUUUUUCUAGCGAAUGGUUAAAUAUGACACAAAUGAUGAAUGCUAUUUUUAGAAUAAGCAAGUUAACGAAGUUAUUUCAUUAUCUUCCAAAAAUACGUUUUUCGUUUUUAGUACGUACAUGCACAUUGUUAACAUGUUUGUUUACUUUUAAAAAUGGUUUAAAUUGUAAAAUGAAUGAAUAUUAUUUCUGAAGACGUGUUUUGGUUUUGUUGUAAGUUCGGCUUUUAUCAAUUACAUAUUGUUCUGAGUGUACAUUACAUUUCAAGUAGUAUUUUAUGUUAUUCUUUGAAGAUACUGGC
This is a messenger RNA of Mercenaria mercenaria, 1921 nucleotides long. RefSeq lists its product as uncharacterized. Bases 91 to 945 code for a protein of 284 amino acids. Lineage: Eukaryota; Metazoa; Mollusca; Bivalvia; Venerida; Veneridae. The transcript has 2 exons. The record is from RefSeq and is a predicted model, not a curated record.